This is a messenger RNA of Lathyrus oleraceus (garden pea), 1338 nucleotides long. Its product is annotated as probable serine protease EDA2. The annotation marks the transcript as partial. Lineage: Eukaryota; Viridiplantae; Streptophyta; Magnoliopsida; Fabales; Fabaceae. Gene Ontology annotation, molecular function: serine-type exopeptidase activity; dipeptidyl-peptidase activity. The record is from RefSeq and is a predicted model, not a curated record. Gene Ontology annotation, cellular component: vacuole. The transcript has a single exon. Gene Ontology annotation, biological process: proteolysis.
AUAUCUGUGUUACAAGAAACCACUCGACUUAUCGAACAAAAACUAGCAACUAAUGGAAAGGCACUGAAGGCUUCUUUUAAUGCAGCUAAUCUUGAAAAUGAUGGAGACUUCUUGUAUUUCGUGGCUGAUGCUUCUGUUAUAGCGUUUCAAUAUGGAAAUCCGGAUAUAUUAUGCAAGCCUCUUGUUGAAGCAAAGAAGCACGGAGAUGAUUUGGUGGAAGCUUAUGACAAAUUUAUCAAAGAUUUUUUCCUUAAAUCUGAAGGUAGUACACAAAGUUAUAACCAACAGAACUUGAAGAACACUGCUAUCAUUGAAAACAGUGCUGAUAAAUUAUGGUGGUUUCAAGUUUGUACUAAAGUUGCAUACUUUCAGGUGGCUCCUUCAAAUGACAGUAUACGCUCCCACAAAGUUGACACGAGAUACCAUUUGGACCUUUGCAAAAAUGUCUUUGGAAAGGGCAUAUAUCCUGAUGUUGAUGCAAUUAAUUUAUACUAUGGAGGCACAAAAGUUGCUGGUUCCAAAAUAGUAUUCACAAAUGGUUCACAAGAUCCUUGGUGUCGUGCAUCUAAACAAAUUUCAUCACCCAGCAUGCCUUCCAAAGGUUGUAUUAGAGUUUAUGGAUUUAUAGCCACUUGACUCCGGUGUACGAAAUUGAGCCUCUUGAGAAGUUUACUGAUGCCCAUCUUGAUCAAUGUCUGUGGCAACAAUAGUUAUCUCUUUCCCAACUGGAUAGAGCCCGCAGAUUCGGAGCCAUCACCGUUUUGGUUUAUAAGUGAUAUAAACAAUUUGUGAAGUAUGCUACAGACCAAGUCUGAAUUGUCGAGAAGAUUGAUUUAACAACAUUAAAUGGGCUUCUCCGUUUGGUGCUAAAUCACAACACUGCAGAUGUUUUGUCUGUUCCCCAUGAACCAUCAAUUCACUCCCUGUUACUCAGAAUGUUUAUUCUGCAGAUAGAACUGAGCAGAAAUUUGUUGUACCUCUCCCUCAGAAUAUGAAAGAUGGCGUAGAAUCAGCUCCUGAAGUAUGCGCAUAAGGUUUUUCUCGACCCCAGGAUACAUGGGCUGAUGUUGAGCUAGUUUUGAAGGUUAUGAUAAGAAGUAGAAAGUUGUUAUUCAAAGAGAGAACUAAGAGGCUUGAAGAAUAGAACGGAAUGUUUGCUGCUAGGAAGUUGUGCCUUGUAUUGGACCCAGACCAUACACUUUUCAAUUCGGAAGUUACGGCAACACGUCUUCUAAUCAAUGUUACACCAUCCUCACACAUCCAAACUGAAAUCACGAGCCACCCAAAACCGAGUACACCAACAAGGCUGUGAGAAAACCGAAACCAAUGCUUCAAUCU